Branchiostoma floridae (Florida lancelet) is the source of this 1399-nucleotide messenger RNA. RefSeq lists its product as uncharacterized. The transcript is spliced from 5 exons. Gene Ontology annotation, cellular component: telomerase holoenzyme complex. Lineage: Eukaryota; Metazoa; Chordata; Leptocardii; Amphioxiformes; Branchiostomatidae. Gene Ontology annotation, biological process: nuclear-transcribed mRNA catabolic process, nonsense-mediated decay. The record is from RefSeq and is a predicted model, not a curated record. The coding region runs from base 35 to 1399 and encodes 454 amino acids. Gene Ontology annotation, molecular function: protein binding; telomerase RNA binding; telomeric repeat DNA binding.
CCGAGACCACAAAGACGUUCCAAAUCGCACAGGUAUGAUGGCUGCUACUGCUAGUUCCAGUCUUCGUGUUGUGAGGAUAAAUGAAGAACAGCUACAGCAGACAGCUCAAUGUCACAGGAGUAAGGUGUCGUCAGGAACCUCCAACAAUGUCGAUGCUGGUGCUGAUCCUACAGUGCAGGUGAAGAAACCUCCAAGAAGGCCAGCUAUGGCAAUAUAUCAGCCUGGAGUCAGCAGACUGGCCAGGAAGAAGAGUGACUCCACCAACAGUGGGGAGGACAUUUCUACUCAAGUUACCACUCAAAGGUGUAAUACAACCAGGAGGAAAGGUACAGAUAGAGGGCGUGAGGUCAUGAGUAGCACGGGCGACAGUGACGAGGUAUCAGAAGAUCUCUGUGACAACAAAAGUUGUAGAGAGAGAACUACAAGGAAUAGUAAGCAGAGAAAAAGAGAAAAUUGCAGUUCCAUAACUCCAGAUAGGCUUUUAGCAGCUGGAAACACACAAGAUGAUGUAUCAAGUUCAUGUUCAAUCCCAGAGGAUGGUGGAGAUGAAGCCAAGAAAAGGACAGCUGAUCAAGAAAAUCAAGAAGGAUCUAUCCGUAGAACCAGUCAGGGGAACCAAACCAAAACGGGACAGUUUAGUACUUCUAAGAGUGGAGAUUUUACAACUGAUGUUUCAAAGUCUUCAGGUGGAGUCAAGACGAAAAAACAAGAUGCAUCUUUAAACAACAACUUGGAUGAAAAUGUGGGAUUGGGAAGUAAAGAAAUCCAACCUGGUCAGUCAGGAAGAGCACAGCCAUCUUCUACAGGAAGUUGCCAAACUGUACACAGUAGAGGCAUCAUUCACCUGCCUCCGGAUAUAAGUUUGCAUACCCACCAAACAGACAAGCAGGAAACAAGAACAUGUCAGGGUGAAGAGAACAAGAGACUGUUUGACCCUCACAAAUGCACAUCUGAACAGAACAUGCCGAUAGCCAAACAGCUCAACAAUAAGAAGUGGCAGCAUGUUUUACAGCAAGCGGAGGCACUAGCAGCAGAUCUCCAUCUCCAUCUGUCCAAGGGUAAUGCAGACAACCAGCAUGUUGCAGUGACAUUACAUUUGCAGUCACAGAUACAAACAUGCUAUGAAACACUGAUUCUACAGGAUCCAGAAUUUGCUAGCAAACGUAACAUUGACCAAACUCUGUGGAAGAAUUCAUUCUACAACAUCCUUGAAGCUUUCCGUGGACAUUUGUCAGGACACCAGAAGGAUGGAAGUCUUCACAAUCUACUUGCACUAAUUGACAAGGGUGCUUCAUUCUAUGCUGACCUGCUCCAAAAACUACAGAGGAAACACAACUUUAACCUGGAUGACUAUACUCAUCAUCUCAGAACUGAGCCUCCAGCAAGAACUGUAAGUUAA